UUUUAGGUAGACCACUUAAUUCGAUAUAUUCUACUAAUUGCCACGAAGUUACGUUUCCCCUUUUGCGCCAAUGAUUCAAUUCAUGCAACCAGUGAACCACAGAAUAUACACACCUAGAAAGUAAACACCAUCUACAUCAACUUCUGCUGAAAUCCUGAAUCAUUGAAAAUUCAGAUAGUCAAUAGACUUGCGUCUAGGAUCAUCUUGCCUAUCAUCUCUUUUUUCUAUUUACAGCUAGCUGCGGCUGUUGCGUAGGAAAGCUCAAUGGGAUGGGUUUGUUGCAUUUCGUAUGUUUUGUUAGCCGCCUUUCUGUGUUUUUUCUGCAAUCUUGGAUUGAGCUCCGACAGUCUCAGACCCGGCGAAUGGGUUACUCGAAACCGGACCUUAGUCUCCGCCGGCGGGAACUUCGCGUUAGGAUUCUUCCGCCCCGGAAACUCUUCUUCUUCCUUUCUCGGGAUAUGGUACACCACCACCAACAACACUGUGAUCUGGGUCGCUAACAGAGAAUCUCCUCUGCCUCAAGAUUCUGAAGCCGUUUUCACACUCGGGUAUGAUGGGAAUUUGCAGCUUUUGUACGGCGGCGGAGGAACUAUUAUAUGGUCAACCAAUAUCUCAGGCGGCAGCAGCGGAUCCACGGCCGCCCAACUGCAAGAUACGGGAGAUCUUGUUGUGAAGCAGGGUGAGAGCACCGUUUGGGAAAGCUUCGAUGGCGACAGCGACACGUUAAUGGCGGGGAUGAGGCUAAAAGUAAACAAGAAAACCGGAAAACGGAACGUCAUAAGAUGUUGGAGUAGCAGUGAUGAUCCCCGGCCAGGGAAAUUCUCGUGGGGAGUGGAUCCUAAAGGAUCUCCGCAGAUGUUCAUUUGGAAAGGAGAUUUUCCUUAUUAUAGAAUCCCCUUAUUACAACAAGGGUUUACUUACAGUAGUGCUUACACUCCCCCAGAAGGAUAUGGAUAUUUUUCUUAUGGUAAAGAAAAUGAUGAAGAAUAUUUCAGCUAUGGAUAUGAUGACACCUCAAUUCAAGCAAGGGUCAUCUUGACUCCAGACGGGCAUAUUCAGUUACUAUUAAGGCAAAAUCCAAGUGAGAAAUGGUCGAUAGCGGUUCAGGCGCCAGCCAAUGAGUGUGAAUUGUAUGCAAGCUGUGGUUCAUUUGGAAGCUGUGACAGAUACGAUUCGCUCUCAGUUUGCAGUUGCUUGAAAGGGUUUAAACCAAAAUCACUGAAAGAUUGGGAUAAGGGCAACUAUGAUGGAGGGUGUGAGAGGAACAUAGCGUUGGGAUGUGGAGAAGAUGAUACAUUCAUGAGGCUGCCGAUGAUGAAAUGGCCUGACCAUUCAUCUUCACUGGGAUAUAUGACAUUUAAGGAUUGUGAAAUGGUGUGUUCUAGGAACUGCUCCUGCACCGCUUUUGGGUAUGCAAAUAUCACUUCUUACUCUGCAGUAAAUUGUAUAACCUGGUUUGGCGAUUUAGUUGAUUUGGCACAUCACAAUACAUCUGGAGGUUUCGGCCAAGAUCUUUAUGUUCGUGUUUAUGCGUCUGAGCUAAAUGGAAGCAGUGGAAAUUAUGAUUCACCUCACAGAAACAAUCGUCGUCUUGUUGCAAUAAUAGUUACCUCAGUCUCUUCAUUCUUUCUUCUUACUGUUUUGGUGUAUAUCCUCACCUGGAAAUACUGUGGAAGGAAAGGUUGGGUUUCUAAAAGGGCUCCUGUGUCAACUGCACCCCUUCUAGGAGAAGAUCAUAUAGAGUUGCUACAGCUUAGUUUGCUGAGAAUAAUUGAUGCUACAAACAACUUCGACGAAGCAAAUAAACUUGGAGAGGGUGGUUUUGGCCCUGUAUAUAAGGGAUUUUUAUCAGAAUUUGGGAUGGUAGCCAUCAAGAGACUAUCCAAGCAAUCAUCUCAAGGUUUGAAGGAGUUCAUGAAUGAACUGAAACUAAUUGCAAAACUACAGCAUACAAAUCUUGUGCGCCUAUUGGGUUGCUGCAUUGAGGGUGAAGAAAAAAUAUUAAUCUACGAGUACCUGCCCAAGAGAAGUCUAGACAAGUUCUUAUUUGAUGCAAUUGAGAAAGAUAAUUUAGAUUGGAAUACACGUAUUCAAAUAAUAGAAGGAGUUGCGCAAGGAAUUCUUUAUCUUCACAAGUACUCUAGACUGAAAGUCAUUCACCGGGACUUAAAAGCAAGUAAUAUUUUACUUGAUGAAGCAAUGAAACCUAAAAUAUCAGAUUUCGGAAUGGCAAGAAUUUUUGAGAUUGACCAAACUCAGGCGAAAACAAAUCAUGUGGUUGGAACAUAUGGUUACAUUCCGCCGGAAUAUGUAUUGCAUGGUCAAUUUUCUGAGAAAUCAGAUGUAUUCAGUUUUGGAGUGCUGUUAUUGGAAAUUGUUAGUGGCCAGAAGAAUUCUAAUUUUUUUCGGACUCAACUUUCUCUCACUCUCCUAGGAUGGGCAUGGAAAAACUGGAAAGAGAAACAACCACUUGAAUUUGUUGAUCUAGCGAUAAAGGAAUCAUGUGACUCUCUCAAGGUCAUAAGGUGUAUCGAGGUUGGACUUCUAUGCGUCCAAGCAAUUCCAACGGAUAGACCGAUAAUGUCUGAUGUAGUUCAAAUGUUGAGCAAUGACCAUUCAACACCAAUUUCACAACUCAAAGAACCUGCAUUUGUUUCUAGCCAAUCCAAUUUCAUUGUUUGUACUUCUCAUCCUAAUUCUAAAAAUGAGAUUACAAUAAGUAGUAUUCUCGAUCCUCGAUAAAGUAUUUGUCAUUUUUUGUAAAAAUUCUAUGCCAUUGUCAGCUCUUAUACAACUCUUUCGCCUAGAUGUAAUAUCUUCGUUUCACUUUGUUUCAAGUCUUUUGUGAACUUUACAUCUUAUUGAAUCGUUAACUCUAUUGAAUUGUAAAA
This is a messenger RNA of Ipomoea nil (Japanese morning glory), 2891 nucleotides long. RefSeq names its product G-type lectin S-receptor-like serine/threonine-protein kinase At4g27290. Gene Ontology annotation, molecular function: ATP binding; protein serine/threonine kinase activity. The transcript is spliced from 7 exons. The record is from RefSeq and is a predicted model, not a curated record. Lineage: Eukaryota; Viridiplantae; Streptophyta; Magnoliopsida; Solanales; Convolvulaceae. Gene Ontology annotation, biological process: protein phosphorylation; recognition of pollen. Bases 265 to 2742 code for a protein of 825 amino acids.